AAUGUUAUAUAUAUGCAACCGUGGGGGAAUGACCUACCUCAGCAAUCAGCUGUGAAGAUAGAAAACAAACCAGCUUAGCUAGUAGCCAAGAAAGCCUAUCAUUCUGGUAUGUGAGGUUCUUGUUCAUUCCCUACAGCUUUAAAACAGAAAUAUCACCCAAAGAGGCCCAUUCAAUUCCCUUCUCUUCAUCCCCAGUUUGCAGAGACACACGGAAUAUGAAGACAUGGAGGUUAUCAAUAGUUGUACUCGUGAGUUUCCAUUUCGCACUUGUUGUAGCAGAAGAGAUCAAGCACCAACAAAAGAACACUUACAUCGUUCACAUGGACAAGUCUAACAUGCCAGCAACUUUCGAUGAUCACUUCCAAUGGUACGACUCUUCUCUAAAGACGGCAUCAAGCUCGGCUGAUAUGCUUUACACCUACAACAAUGUAGUCCACGGUUUCUCCACAAGGUUGACGACGGAGGAAGCUGAGUUGCUACGGGGGCAACUGGGAAUUCUCUCCGUCUUACCUGAAGCCAGAUAUGAGCUUCAUACAACCCGGACGCCAGAGUUCCUUGGACUUGGAAAAAGCGUUGCACUUCUCCCGCAAGCUGACUCAGCCAGCGAGGUGAUUGUGGGAGUAUUAGACACGGGUGUCUGGCCUGAGCUAAAAAGCUUUGACGACACUGGGCUGGGUCCCGUCCCAAGUAGCUGGAAAGGCGAAUGUGAGACAGGCAAGACCUUCCAGUUAUCAAGCUGCAAUCGAAAACUAAUUGGGGCAAGGUUCUUCUCAAGAGGGUAUGAAGUCGCAUUUGGACCAGUUAACGAAACAAUAGAGUCAAGAUCACCAAGAGAUGAUGACGGUCAUGGAAGUCACACCUCAACUACUGCAGUUGGAUCAGCAGUUGAAGGAGCUAACCUCUUCGGUUUCGCUGCUGGCACAGCCCGUGGAAUGGCAACACAUGCCAGAGUUGCUGCAUACAAGGUUUGCUGGCUUGGUGGAUGUUAUGGCUCUGACAUUGUAGCUGCAAUGGACAAGGCUGUGCAAGAUGGUGUUGAUGUUCUAUCCAUGUCCAUUGGUGGGGGAUUGUCUGAUUACACUAAAGACAGUGUUGCCAUUGGGGCUUUCAGGGCUAUGGAACAAGGAAUCCUCGUAUCUUGCUCAGCUGGAAAUGGUGGCCCUGCUCCUAGCUCCUUGUCCAAUGUUGCACCAUGGAUAACCACGGUGGGUGCGGGAACUCUGGACCGUGACUUCCCAGCAUUUGUUAUGCUAGGGGAUGGAAAGAAAUUCUCUGGUGUGUCACUUUACAAUGGAAAGCCAUUAUCUGAUUCCCUAAUACCGCUUGUCUAUGCUGGAAACGCAAGUUCCUCGCCAAAUGGUAAUCUAUGCAUUCCUGACAAUUUGAUUCCUGGAAAAGUUGCGGGAAAAAUUGUUCUAUGUGAUCGAGGGUCAAAUGCCCGAGUACAAAAGGGUGUUGUGGUAAAAGAAGCAGGUGGAGUAGGGAUGAUUUUGACGAACACGGAUUUAUAUGGAGAAGAGCUGGUCGCAGAUGCACAUUUCUUGCCCACAGCAGCUGUGGGCCAGAAAGCUGGUGAUUCCAUAAAGAGCUAUAUCUCCUCUGACCCUAAUCCAAUGGCCACAAUCGCCCCUGGGGGAACGCAGGUGGGUGUCCAACCAUCACCUGUCGUAGCAUCGUUUAGUUCCAGAGGGCCAAACCCUGUCACUCCUGAAAUACUCAAACCUGACAUAAUAGCACCAGGAGUCAACAUCCUAGCAGGAUGGACUGGUGCAGUGGGACCAACUGGUUUACAGGUUGACACCAGGAAGGUGAGCUUCAACAUCAUUUCAGGUACAUCCAUGUCCUGCCCCCAUGUAAGUGGGCUAGCAGCACUACUCAAGGCAGCUCACCCAGAAUGGAGCCCUGCAGCAAUUAAGUCUGCUCUCAUGACCACAGCUUACCACACAUACAAGGGUGGUGAAACAAUACAGGAUGUUGCAACUGGAAGCCCAGCAACUCCAUUUGAUUAUGGUGCUGGACAUGUAAAUCCAGUAUCAGCUCUGGACCCCGGCCUCGUCUAUGAUGCUACUGUUGAUGACUAUCUAAGUUUCUUUUGUGCCUUAGACUACAGGCAAGAUGAGAUCAAGCGGUUCACAAACAGAGACUUCACCUGUGAUAUGAACAAGAAAUACAGUGUGGAAGAUCUUAAUUACCCAUCCUUUGCAGUUCCUCUGCAGACGGCCUCAGGCAAAGGAGGUGGUAGUGGUGAAUUAACAGUUGUUAAGUAUACAAGGACUCUGACUAAUGUGGGCACCCCAGCCACAUAUAAGGUCUCAGUGUCUUCACAGAUUUCAUCAGUGAAGAUCUCUGUUGAGCCAGAAUCACUGACUUUUAGUGAACCAAAUGAAAAGAAGAGCUACACUGUGACAUUUACAGCUAGUUCUAUGCCAUCUGGUAUGACCAGUUUUGCACAUCUUGAAUGGUCAGAUGGAAAACACAUUGUUGGUAGUCCAGUGGCUUUCAGUUGGACAUGAUUCUAGAAAUAUUUGCCUGCAAAGUGCAGAUAGCAUCUCUUUAUCUUAUAAUUAACUGUGUUCUAUAUGUAUGUUGUUUUCUAUAUGUACGUUGUACAGAGCCAGUUGUAGCAAUUGUCCUGCUCUGUGAACCACCACGUAAGAAAAUAAGUGCACCAAAAAAGAAAAUUGUACAGUGAACCAUGUAAGUGAUUGGCAUGCCAAUAUAGAAUCAAUUUGUAAGUUGUAUUAACUUUA
This is a messenger RNA of Vitis riparia (riverbank grape), 2750 nucleotides long. RefSeq names its product subtilisin-like protease SBT1.7. The record is from RefSeq and is a predicted model, not a curated record. Bases 216 to 2513 code for a protein of 765 amino acids. NCBI's taxonomy places the organism in Eukaryota, Viridiplantae, Streptophyta, Magnoliopsida, Vitales, Vitaceae. Gene Ontology annotation, biological process: proteolysis. Gene Ontology annotation, molecular function: serine-type endopeptidase activity. The transcript has a single exon.